Mya arenaria is the source of this 3788-nucleotide messenger RNA. Its product is annotated as protein ABHD18-like. The record is from RefSeq and is a predicted model, not a curated record. The transcript has 12 exons. Lineage: Eukaryota; Metazoa; Mollusca; Bivalvia; Myida; Myidae. The coding region runs from base 140 to 1612 and encodes 490 amino acids.
AAAAUUGUGACCAUUAGGGAAGUAUUUUUUGUAACGAGUUCGAUCAAAGUUAAAACCUAGGUUUCUGGCGAAAAUAACAUUCGAGGAUGUCUUAUUUAAAGUAGUGCGUUGACUGUUUGACAGUAGUCUUCGGGUAGUCAUGAGCAAGCUGGACUGGUUCUGGAGAUGGUUCAUUGUCACCAAGAUCUACACAAAGGGAUGGGGAAAUCCUGUGGACAUGAAGAGGAUAAUGUUGCUGAGAAAGCGCCUUGGAAACAGAGAAGCCCUCAGCAAGAUUCUUCCUCGUGAUUACCCGGUCUACAUUGACAAGGAGACGCGGAGCUCUGAUUUUCGGCUACUGGAGGGCCACUUCCUCUCCCCUGUGAACGACCACUGCCCUGGGAUCAUGCCUAAAGAUGUUGAAGUGGCCAGGUUUGAAAUGGUGCUGCCGAAUGAAUGGAAGUCAGAUUUGCGGCCAAUGUGUGUCCAUAUGGGUGGCACAGGGGAUCAUGGUUUUGGCAGGAGGCGGAGAAUGUUUGCGAAACCACUGUUGAAGGCACAUGGCAUCGCCUCGCUUAUUUUGGAGAAUCCAUACUAUGGUUGCAGGAAACCAAAGCAACAGCUUCGUUCUAGCCUGCAUCAUGUGACAGACCUGUUUGUGAUGGGGGCAGGGCUUAUCAUGGAAUCCAACAUCCUCUUCAACUGGUUGGACAGGCAGGGAUAUGGGCCCCUAGGGGCAACAGGGGUCUCCAUGGGUGGUCAUAUGGCGUCCCUUGGAGCCUGUAGCUGGCACAAACCAAUAUCCUUGAUCCCUUGUCUAGCCGGUAGUACUGCCGCUGGGGUCUUCACUCACGGAGUGCUAAGUACAGCAAUUCCGUGGAAGAUUCUGGAAAAACAGUACCAGGAUGUGGAUCUCUUCCGGGAAGAAAUCAUGGGCCUCAUUGAGUCGCCAGAACCGUACUGGAACUCCAAGGUUUCCAUGUACCAGAGAGGGAAGGAUUUCUUCCACAAGCUUAAAGAUGACUGCUUGGAGGGAGCAGGUCCCAAUUCUCAGGAAAACCAGCCAGACUUGUUAGUCCAUUCUGCUCACACCCAUAGAGACAUUAUUGGAGCUGAUCUUGCCAGUGACAGUUUCUAUAAACCAUCUAUCACCUGUGAUACAUCCCAUAUAUCUGGUCAAAGUGCCUCAGAGGAUCACGUCAUAAGUAAACCACAGGAAAAUGGUUCUAGUCAAGGUUGGGUGAACAGCAUUGUUAAAAGUAUUCCUAGGUAUCUAAAUCUUUACAAAGGAAAAAAUGACAAUUCUGAAGCAAUGAGAAAACAACUGGAGCUUGACUGUAAGCAUUUCAUGAAAGGUGUGAUGGACGAGUGUACUCACUUGGACAACUUUUCACGGCCUCUUGACCCCGAGCUGAUCAAGAUAGUGAUAGCUAAAGAUGACGAAUACAUCCCCCACAGUGGCUAUAUGAAGCUCGAGCAUAUAUGGCCUGGCUCCCAGGUCAGGUACAUCUCCGGGGGUCACAUUAUGGGUUAUCUCGGGAACAGGAAGAUUUUCACGGAAGCCAUCGCAGAAUCAUUUGAAAUUCAUUCACAGAAAUACUUCAACAAGAAGGUUCGCCAGUCUUCUUCAUGAUGACAGAUGGCAAAUAGUGCUAAGGCGUAAAAAAUAAGUGUUUGUUUCCACCAACCCUACCAACCCUAUUUUUCCCUCCCCACCAUACACUUUAUUAUGCAAUAGUGUGGAUAUUUUUCAUAAUUUCCAAAAUAAUUUGCCUUUUGAGUAAAAAGGUUAAAAUUUGAGCAUUUUAUGUUAAAUUUUUCUAUAAUUAUAGUGAAAAAUAAUACCCUGAAAUGGUCAGUUUGGUACAGAAUCUAGGUUUUGAAAUAAAAGAAGAUAAUACCUACCAACCUACCCUAUUUCUCUUUGUCAAAGAAGUUAGUUGAAACAAAGAUUACUUUUUGGCCUAAUGAGUGCUGGAAUGAGGACUACUACUAUCUAAAGAAGAAUAUUUCAAAAUUUAACAUCAAUAAAUAGGGACUAAAAAAAGAUACAUUUGGUUCGGGUAACCCGACCCUACCUAUGAAAUAGGCAACGCGGGACCCUACCGUUUUUAUAGUCAGUUUGAAAAAAGAAAUGAAAAGCUAAAAAAAAAUGGAUGUUACCCUAACCAAACAUUUUUUUUUGGCCUUAAGUGUGCGUCUGUUAAAGAUUUGUGAGUUAUACAAUUUAGAAGGCUAUGAACUGUGAUUAAAGUUGGUGUUCAAUUUAGUCAAAUUGUUGACUACAUGAUUUGUAGAUUUUAACUUGAAAUUUAUGAAUGUUAAGAUUGAUUUGACUGUGAUUUUUUUUAGUUUUUGCUUAUUUCAAAGAAUUGCUAACUGGAUAUCUAAAUAUAAAAGAAACAACAUAUUAACUAAUAAUAUGAAAUUGCUUGCUAAUUUUUAAGCAAUAUUGAAAAUAACUUUUAACUUUCAUAACUUUAAAUGAAAAGUUAAGCCUUUUUAUAAUAUGAUAUGCAUUUUUAAAUAUGUUAUUGUUAUGAUAAGUUAAAAAUAGCUAGCCGUUGACAAGUAUUAAAUAACUUUUUUUAUAUUUUCCAAUAAAACGAUAUCUAUUUCAAUUAUUUUUAAGGUUUACAGAAAAUAUGUUUUGAGUGAAAAAAGUUUCUGUGAUAAAGUUAGUAUCAUGAAGUAUAUGUGCUUGAUACGUUGAAACUAUGGAUGAAUGGUGUAUCCCAGAUAAUCUUUGUAUUGUGUUAAUAUUGGAACAGUAAAAUGAUUCUGUUUUAUAUGGUUAACAAAAAUAAAGUAAUUGACAAGUAUUGUUGAAAAUUGUAAACUUAUAUUUUAAUUAAAAGAACUCACACAUUUUUUUUUUCAAAUCAAACUAGAAUGUCGUUUAAAACACUAAACAGUAACCAACAAAUGUUCAUUUAUGAACAGAAUUUUGUAAUUUCAAGCCUAACUAAAUAUUCAAUUUCAAAAGCAUUACUUUUGCUUUUCGGCACUAUAAAGCAUUUUAUGUGAUAUUUUCAAAAAAUUAUAAAGAACAGAUAUCUUUUUUGAAGUUGUGCUGGCGUUUUACCAUUAGUACAAGCAUUUUGUUAAUAUGUCACACAAAUGAAAACAACUCAUAGUUGAUCCUAUGAAACUAGAAUUAGUCUCUUUAAUUUACACUGCCAUUAACUUGUGAGGUAUUAUUUAUCAUAGUUUAGUGUCAGCAGCAGCCAGUUGUAUGAAACUUGGGCAAGUUGUCAACAGGUUAUCUGAAAGGCCUAGUUAAAGCCUAUAAGUGCCCCCCCCCCCCAAUUUAUAAACAUCCUCUGUUAAUUGAUCUUAAUCUUAUUGCCUAAUUGUCUUAUCAGAUCUCCUAUCUAAGUAUCCUGCUGUGUAGUUUGGGAUGUUUUAUUGUAAAAAUGGACCCUAAAUGGCCCUGAGCCAAUAAACGAAUACACAGGAAAUUGGCCCCUACUGUGACACCAGUGCAAAUAGCAGGAGAUGCACAGCAGGGGAUAAUCACGCCAAACAUUCCUUAGACUAGACCUAUAAGGCUAGUUUGUAAUUUGAAAUGAUUUGAUUGGUUAAUAUUUAUUGUCGGAUAAGUAUUGACCAAUCAAUAAGAGUUUUGGCCAACUCUAACCAAUCCAAAGACUUAACCAGUUUUAUACAAUUGGCUGCUGCAGGUAAAUUUUAGUAUUACUUGUUUUGUUUUCGUGCAGCUAAUAAAGAGCAUUUAACCAUGUAUAUUAUUCCGUAUAUAUGAUAUUCAUAUGAGUUAAAAAUAAACAUACUUGAAAGUAUUAAAUUGA